AUGGCAACAACCUAUCACCAACCCACCACAAUAGAAGAAGUCCGAACCCUAUGGAUCGGCGAUUUACAAUACUGGGUCGACGAGAACUACCUCACAAACUGCUUCUCCCACACCGGCGAAGUCAUCUCCAUCAAAAUCAUCCGCAACAAAAUCACCGGCCAACCAGAAGGCUACGGUUUCGUCGAAUUCGUCUCCCACGCCGCCGCAGAGCGAGUUCUUCAAAGCUACAACGGAACUCAAAUGCCGGGAACCGAACAAACGUUCCGGUUAAACUGGGCUUCGUUCGGUAUCGGUGAACGCCGUCCGGAUGCCGGUCCCGAUCACUCGAUUUUCGUUGGGGAUCUUGCUCCGGAUGUUACUGAUUAUCUUUUGCAAGAGACGUUUCGGACUCAUUAUAGUUCGGUUCGUGGUGCGAAGGUUGUGACUGACCCCAAUACGGGGAGGUCUAAGGGUUAUGGGUUUGUUAAAUUUGCUGAUGAGAGUGAGAGGAAUCGGGCUAUGUCUGAAAUGAAUGGGGUUUAUUGUUCUACUAGGCCGAUGAGGAUUAGUGCUGCUACGCCCAAGAAAACUACUGCUUAUCCGCAGAAUCCUUAUGCGGCUGUUGGUGCUGCUGCUGUUGUUGCUCCUGCACCUGCUCCUAAAGCAAUAUAUCCAGUUCCAGCAUACACUGCCCCACUGAAUACAGUUCCACCAGAAUAUGAUGCAAACAAUACUACCGUUUAUGUUGGUAAUUUGGAUCUUAAUGUCUCAGACGAGGAGCUGAAGCAACAUUUUCUGCAAUUUGGAGAGGUUGUUUCUGUCAAAGUACAUCCCGGCAAAGCAUGUGGUUUCGUUCAAUUUGGGGCUAGAGCAUCUGCUGAAGAAGCCAUUCAGAAGAUGCAGGGAAAGAUAAUAGGUCAACAAGUGGUCCGAGUUUCUUGGGGCAGGCCCCUAACAGCUAGACAGGACGUACCUGGUGGCUGGGGACAACAGGUGGAUCAAAAUCAAUGGAGUGCAUACUAUGGGUAUGGACAGCAGGGUUAUGAAGCUUAUGCAUAUGGGGCUGCUCAGGAUCCUUCAAUGUAUGCAUAUGCUGGAUAUGCUGGCUAUGCACAAUAUCCCCAACAGGUUGAAGGUGUCCAAGACAUAUCAGCUAUGUCGGUGCCUACAAUGGAACCAAGGGAGGAGUUGUAUGAUCCUCUGGCAAUGCCCGAUGUUGAUAAGUUAAAUGCUGCAUAUCUCUCAGUACACGGAAAUGCAAUUUUAGGGCGGUCUCUCUGGCACAAGACCUCAUCCUUGCAGCAAGCUUAG
Messenger RNA from Vicia faba (fava bean), 1290 nucleotides. The record is from the annotation of a GenBank genome assembly. NCBI's taxonomy places the organism in Eukaryota, Viridiplantae, Streptophyta, Magnoliopsida, Fabales, Fabaceae.